Molecule: messenger RNA, 1647 nt
Organism: Mugil cephalus (flathead mullet)
Lineage: Eukaryota; Metazoa; Chordata; Actinopteri; Mugiliformes; Mugilidae
Product: major histocompatibility complex class I-related gene protein-like
Exons: 7
Coding region: 152-1225 (357 amino acids)
Biological process (GO): immune response
Cellular component (GO): external side of plasma membrane
Source: RefSeq, a predicted model, not a curated record
UCCAUCUUUAUAUUGUCUACGUCAUAAAGAUACAGAUCAUGUGACCAUUGUUUGUAAACGCAUGUGUAUUUAGUCGUCACUGGUCACGUCUUCUACUACACAACAAAUUUCAGAGCAGCUGAUUAUAUCUGUUGGGCUUUACAAAUGCAAGAUGAACAAAUUGCUGUUGUUUUCCCUCUUCUGGCACUUCGCAUCUCCAGUGAAACACUCCUUGCAGCUUUUCGUCACUGCAUCUUCUGGGAUACCAAACUUACCACAGUUUGUGGGAGUAGCAGUAGUUGAUGAUACUGUGGUGGGUUACUAUGACAGCAACAUAAGGAGAGUUGAACUCAAGCUGGACUGGACGAAGAAAUUUAUAAAAGAUGACCCCCACCACUUGGAGUACUACACUAACGAGUGUUUAAAGAACUGGCAUAUCCUGAGAGUGAGCAUUGACGGUCUGAAGCAGCGCUUAAACAAAACUGGAGAUGUCCAUGUCCUUCAGAGGAUGAAUAGCUGUGAAUGGAAUGAUGAGACUGGAGAUAUCACAGGUUAUAAUCAGUUUGGCUAUGAUGGAGAAGACUUCCUUUCACUGGACCUACAGACACUGACUUGGACUGCACCAAAACCACAGGCUCUCACCACCAAACUGAGUUGGGAUACUGAUAAAGACAGACUAGAAUACAAUAAAAACUAUUAUAUCAACACGUGCCCUAACUUCCUGAAGAAGUAUGUCUUCUUUGGGAGGAUCUUUCUGCAAAGAACAGACGUCCCUUCAUUGUCUCUCCUCCAGAAGACUCCCUCCUCUCCAGUCAGCUGCCACGCUACAGGUUUCUACCCUGACAGAGCCAUGAUGUUCUGGAGGAAAGAUGGAGAGGAGAUUCAUGAAGGAGUGGAACAUGGAGAGAUCCUCCCCAACCAUGAUGGAUCCUUCCAGAUGAAUGUUGACCUGGACAUUUCAUCAGUCUCACCUGAAGACUGGAGGAGGUACGACUGUGUGUUUCAUCUCUCUAGUGUGGAGGACGACAUCAUCACCAAACUGGAUGAAACACAGAUCAGAACCAACUGGGCCGAGAAGCCCAGAGACAAGACCAUCACCAUCAUCAUCAUCAUCAUCUCUGCAGUGGUUGUUGUUGUUGUCGUCAUCUUUGCAGCAGCUGCUGGAUUCAUGGUUCAUAGAAAGAAACAAGACCAAAAGGCUCCACCUGAUACUGAAGACAACUCUGAGCUGAGUUCAGAAACCUGAAAAACAAAUACCAUGAGUUUCUUUAUAUGGGAUCAUCUUUACUAAAUUGAUGUCAGAGUUGUUGAAUAGAUUUGUUCUAUUUUAGAGUUCACCAUAACUUAAACACUAGUUGCUUGAUGAUGGAAUAUUCUCUCUGUAAUGUCUCUGUGUAACUUUCGGACUUGUGUAGUAUUUAAUCCUCUUCCUGUCUCUCUUUCUACUUCUGGGUUUGUUAAGUAUGUUCAUUGCUUGAAGGGAAGAGUUUACUUUAUUCUUUUAAUUUAAUUUGUUUAUAGUUGUGUUGAGUUUCUGGAGAUUUGAAAACAUAUUUAAGGAGAGUGUUGGAGGUGAACGAGAGGUGAUUCUACAAUUGGAACCAGAGGUUCCCUCAGAUUCGUCAGAGUUUUUGACACUGUUCUGUCUUGUAAUAAUUUUUUUUUUGA